Messenger RNA from Abrus precatorius (Indian licorice), 3005 nucleotides. RefSeq names its product UNC93-like protein 3. Lineage: Eukaryota; Viridiplantae; Streptophyta; Magnoliopsida; Fabales; Fabaceae. The transcript has 10 exons. The record is from RefSeq and is a predicted model, not a curated record. Bases 233 to 1579 code for a protein of 448 amino acids. Gene Ontology annotation, biological process: potassium ion homeostasis.
UAUUUUGGGGAACAUGAUUAGAAGACUCUUUAGCACACUACCACUUUUGCUCCACUCUCUCGGCGACCAAACGGCGUUUCCGUUUGAUGAUAACACAUUCAGGUUUUUCAAACUUUUAUAUGCGUCUUGUAGCGUGCAAAGUUAGAGCCGGCAAAUAAUCUUCUGUUUGGACGUUAAUGCGUGACGUCAGACGCAAACGAAUCUCUAUAUAUUUAUAACCAUCCAUCGAUUCAUGAAUCGAGAACUUGAUUCAAUGGCCCCUUCGAUCCCUCGCGACGAAGAGACUCCACUGGUCGCCGAAGAUAAUUCCUCACUUCAACCUCCUGAGAGUCACACCAGAGAUGUUCAUAUCUUGAGCUUAGCCUUUCUCUUGGUUUUUCUUGCCUACGGUGCCGCUCAAAAUUUACAAAGCACUCUCAACACUGAGCAGGACUUGGGUACCACUUCGCUUGGGAUUCUCUAUUUAUCUUUCAUGUUUUUCUCUGUGGUUGCUUCUUUGGUGGUGCGGGUUCUCGGCUCCAAGAAGGCUUUGCUUAUUGGCACCACUGGUUAUAUGCUUUAUGUGGCUGCAAAUUUGAAGCCGAAUUGGUAUACACUGGUUCCUGCCUCUUUGUUUCUUGGGUUUUGUGCUUCUAUAAUAUGGGUUGGACAGGGAACAUAUCUCACUUCUGCUGCACGCAGCCAUGCCAUUGAUAACAACUUGCAUGAAGGUGCAGUAAUUGGUGACUUCAAUGGGGAAUUCUGGGCUGUGUAUGCACUCCACCAGUUUAUUGGAAAUCUUAUUACAUUUGCUCUACUGAGUGAUGGGCAGGGGGGAAGUACCAAUGGAACAACUUUAUUGUUUGUUGUAUUCCUUUGCGUUAUGACCUUUGGUGCGAUACUAAUGUGCUUCUUGCGUAAGCGCAGUGUUACUAGUAAGGGACAUGAGCUCUCGGGUGGAGAAGCUGUUGAAAAUUCAUCCUUUAAAUCUCUUUAUAGAUCACUCACCAGUGCAUUGACUGAUGUAAAGAUGUUGUUGAUCAUACCCCUUAUUGCAUAUUCAGGUCUACAACAAGCAUUUGUGUGGGCUGAAUUUACCAAGUAUGUUGUAACUCCUGCAAUUGGUGUUUCCGGUGUGGGUAGUACAAUGGCCGCUUACGGGGCUUUUGAUGGAAUAUGUUCUCUGCUUGCUGGUCGUCUCACCUCUGGCCUCACAUCUAUUACAUCAAUAGUUUCUGUUGGAGUUUUUGCUCAGGCAGUUGUAUUAAUCUUACUGCUGCUAAAUUUCAGCAUUGCUAGCGGAUUGCUUGGUACUCUUUAUCUACUCUUUUUGGCUGCAUUAUUGGGCACAGGUGAUGGAGUUUUGAUGACACAACUGAAUGCGUUGCUUGGAAUGCUAUUUAAGCAUGACACGGAAGGGGCUUUUGCUCAGCUAAAAAUAUGGCAAAGCGCUACAAUUGCUAUCAUGUUCUUUUCGGCCCCGCACAUCUCGUUCCAGGCAGUGCUUGUGAUUAUGCUUGCUUUUCUAUGCUUCUCAUUCGGUAGUUUUCUAUGGCUUGCUCUGAAGGUGGGGAAGGCAUCAUCACCCUCCACCAGUUAGUGAAUUUAAAGCUACUUCAGCUGCAAGCAUAGUAGAUUUUCCUAUACACUCUGUCUUCUCUCGUGUAACCCUUUCAGUCUGGACUCAAGUUAUUUUAUGAUGACAUUUCUUCAGUUGAAUGAGAUGUAUAAAUUGUGACAAAUUCAACUUAUAAGCCCACAUGACUAUAUUAGUUAUUUACUAAAGAACAUUCCUAGAAAAACACAGGCUUUAUUAGCAAUACUAUUCACAUGCCCAAAAUUCGCAGACACAUAUAGUUUUGUAGGUUAUUUAAAUCUGAUUUCAGAUCAAUAUAUGUGACCUGCAGGGGAGAAUGUCUCGGGUAAGAUGUGAAAAACUGAAAGUAGAGCUCUGUUUUGACCUUUGCGUAGUACAGUGCGGAAGCAAAUAUUCAGCCAACUACCCCUUUUCCACGUGUACAAUACUUUAAUUUUUAAUGUAGCGGUUCGGUCUCCGGUCUAGAGUCUAAAGUAAACCGAACCCAAAAACUACGCCCCAAUGGCCAAUUCUACACCUCACAACUUAGUCAGCACGGCCAUCAUUUAACACUGAAGUCAUGCUCCACUUCAACACUAGUUGUUCCGUAACCAUAUUUCCAUACCAAAAUCACUAACAUCCUCAAAAGUAGUUAUGAUUAGGUUGUUCGGCACCAAUUUCACUGCAAUUCUGUCCUGUUUUUUAUAAAGACAAGUGCCCACCCAAAACACCAAGAUUUCAUCCAUACCCCCACCAUCCCAAGCCUCAAUGUCUCUCUGGCUCUGUAACUUGGUCCGUUUGUGCCUCACAACCCCAUGGCCUUUACUAACCUAUGCUGCCACUUGGAUAACACUACUAACGUUGACGGUUGCAGUGGCCUCUUUCUCACCGCAGGUGGCGUUUGUCUCUGCCAUAUCUCCUUCCUCUUCAUUCUCUCAGAAGUGCAGCACUGAUGGGUCCAUUAGAAUGCCCUUAGAUGUUCCAGGAGACAUCCUGUGUUUUCCUGCUCAUCUCUUCAUUAAAUCCAAGAUUGAUCUUGUCGUUCCACCCGUCUUUGCAGCGGUAAUUGUAGCAGCUUCUGCUUGCGUAGUGCGAGCUGUGGGCUUGUGGGAGCAUUAUCAAAACCGUUCAGAAGCGAAUUAGCUUGGUAUUCCUUUUAGAAUCAGAUUUUUCAGAACGAUGCUUGAGUGCAAGAUUUAUGGCUUGACACCAAAGUUGGGCCUAAAUGGGAGGUUUGAAUUGUGAUUCUUACAUUAUGUUUUCGAGGGAGCCAUCAUCUUGGGACGAACUUCUAUUAUACACGACCUGGCGUGGAGAUUAGGCUUCCCUCGUUUGCAAAUAAAAAGCUAAGAAUUAGAUUGAGCUAACUCAAUGAUUCUAUAAACGUAUGGUCAUUAUUGGUCUUUGUAAAUCCACAAAAUGAUAUUGAUAUAAUAGAUUUCAGAAUUAU